Molecule: messenger RNA, 721 nt
Organism: Malus domestica (apple)
Lineage: Eukaryota; Viridiplantae; Streptophyta; Magnoliopsida; Rosales; Rosaceae
Source: RefSeq, a predicted model, not a curated record
UCUUAUCUCAUGCAUGCUAGAUUUUGUUGGCGAGUCUAAAACCUCAAGACUCUGAACUCACUCUCCUUGACCAGAAAAGGACUCGAUCAAUUCUCAGAUGAUAAAUGAAGUUGCGGAAGCCUUAACUCCCACCGCAACCGCAACCGCAACCGGCAGAUUAGAGAGCUGUAUUGCUACGCGUACGCAAGUGAAAAAGCUUCAAUCAUUCAACUGGCUUUCUUUGAUUAGUGUCUUUGUAUGAUCAGGUUCAUGGCAACAACAUUCUGUUAUCUUCCCACGGGGUCUGGUCUCACAAAACUGAAUGACUACCGUGUCUCCAAAAGACCUUAUCGACGCUUCGAAACGUUGUCUUGUUUCUCCUGUAAUCCUCAAAAAGUUUUCCCUAGAAGAGAGGUAGAGGUCAGGCGGCAGUGGCAACAUUGUGGACAGGCUUUUGUCAACAAUAAGUCAGACUACUAUUCUAACACCACCAUCCACCAAGAAGAGGAUAAGGAAGCGGAUAUUUCUAAAGCAACCUUGACAUGGAGGGCGAUCAAGUUACCAAUAUACUCCGUUGCUUUGAUUCCUCUCACGGUAGGUAGCGCAGCUGCUUAUUUGCAGACAGGCAUGUUUUCAGCUCAACGUUAUUCUAUUCUUUUGAUUUCCUCGGUUCUUAUCAUCACAUGGCUCAACUUAAGGUAUACAUCGUAAUAAUUUCGUAAGUGCAUGCGUUUGGCUUUUA